Messenger RNA from Aphanomyces invadans, 1442 nucleotides. RefSeq names its product acetate kinase. Gene Ontology annotation, biological process: acetate metabolic process; phosphorylation. NCBI's taxonomy places the organism in Eukaryota, Oomycota, Saprolegniomycetes, Saprolegniales, Verrucalvaceae. The coding region runs from base 79 to 1299 and encodes 406 amino acids. The record is from RefSeq and is a predicted model, not a curated record. The transcript is spliced from 4 exons. Gene Ontology annotation, molecular function: acetate kinase activity.
CGCUUACCACAACCGAUCGACUUGACGAAGCGGAAGGUCGUCGCGCCCAAGCCAUCGCGCAUUUGCUAACUUUCGGCCAUGGACAAACUCAAGAUCUUAGUACUCAACGCUGGUAGCUCAUCGCUCAAGUACAAGCUGUUCGCGGAGCAAACGGGGUCGACGCUGACGCCUCUGAUUUCCGGCAUGGUUGAGUUGGGGACGGAAAAGCAGGUCAAGCAUGCCACACACACGCCAACGUCGACGGUCAAGGCGUCACUGCCGCCGGUGUCCCUUCCCGACCACAAGACCGCGUUGUCGUACGUGAUCGACUUGCUGACCGACCCAACGCAUGGCGGGUUGAAGCACAAGAACGAAAUCCACGGCAUCGGCCACCGCGUCGUGCACGGAGGCGAAGCGUUCCACGACCACUCGCUCAUUACGCCGGCCGUGAUCAAAGCGUUGGAAGACAACGUGGACAUUGCGCCGCUGCACAAUCCGGCCAACAUCUUGGGGAUUCAAGUCGCGCACGAACUCUUUGAUUGCCAGCACGUCGCCGUGUUCGACACGGCGUUCCAUUCGACACUGCCUCCUGCCGCGUUUUUGUACGGCCUUCCCUACUCGCUGUACAAGGAGUAUGGGAUCCGGCGGUAUGGCUUUCACGGCACGAGCCAUCAAUACGUCGCUCAGCAAGCCGCAGCAUACUUGGGCAAGCCAUUCGAAGAGACGAACCUCGUCACGCUGCACUUGGGCAACGGAUCGAGCAUGUCGGCGAUUCGAAAGGGCAAAUGCGUCGACACGUCCAUGGGGUUCACGCCCCUGGAAGGUCUCAUCAUGGGCUCCCGCAGUGGAGAUAUCGAUCCCGCGAUCAUUCCGUUCCUGCACUCGCAUGCCAAGCUGUCCGUCGCCGACAUCGACAAGCUUCUGAACAAGAAGAGUGGGCUCUUGGGGCUCUGCGGCGAGUCGGACGUUCGGACCAUCCAAGACCGCGUCGUUGCUGGGGAUGCCCAAGCUGACUUGGCCUUGGAUGUAUUCGCCCAUCGCGUACGCAAGUACCUCGGCGCGUACGUGCUCCAACUUCACCCCAAGGUCGACGCGAUUGUGUUCACGGCCGGCAUCGGCGAGCAAUCGGCUGUAUUGCGCGAGCGCAUUUGCGCCGACUUGAAACACGUUGGACUCGAGUUGGACACCACCAAGAACGUCCCUGGCCCGACGAACGGCGUGCGCGAGAUCCACGUCGAUGGCUCGCCCAUUCCGAUUUUGGUGAUCCCGACCGAUGAAGAGAAGAGCAUUGCCGAAACGACGGCCCGACUUAUUAACUAACAUACCAUCCUGAUUUCCACCGACCCACACGUGAUCGUGUGGCAUGAAUCCCCAUGCGCAGAGAAGAUGUGCAGAGGAGAAUAUGAUUAAGGGACUGAGGCAUCGACGAGUUAUAUACACCGAGCUAUGGUGGUCUAUUUUCG